AUGAGCAGCCUCCCCGCCGACCGGGAGGGCGGCCCCGCCGACACCGGCCUGCCCGAGGAGGAGGUGAGGACGCUCUUUGUCAGCGGGUUGCCUUUGGACAUCAAGCCCCGGGAACUUUACCUGCUCUUCAGGCCCUUUAAGGGGUACGAAGGAUCUCUCAUCAAACUCACCUCCAAACAGCCCGUGGGCUUCGUCAGCUUCGACAGCCGCUCCGAGGCGGAGGCGGCGAAGAACGCGUUGAACGGCAUCCGCUUCGACCCCGAGAUCCCCCAGACGCUGCGGCUGGAGUUCGCCAAGGCGAACACCAAGAUGGCCAAAAGCAAGCUGGUGGGCACCCCCAACCCCAGCACGCCUCUCCCCACCGCCGUACCUCAGUUCAUCACCCGGGAGCCCUAUGAGCUCACAGUGCCUGCACUUUACCCCAGUAGCCCUGAAGUGUGGGGGCCAUACCCUCUGUACCCAGCGGAGUUAGCACCUGCUCUACCUCCUCCUGCUUUCACCUAUCCCGCUUCGCUGCACGCCCAGAUGCGCUGGCUCCCUCCUUCCGAGGCUGGUUCUCAGGGCUGGAAGUCCCGUCAGUUCUGCUGAAUGCCGGGUCUCAGGUGUGUGAUGGUGGCCUACAGUCAGUCUUGUGGGUAUUAACGGAGUCUUCCAAGGCGGCUACUGGGUUGGCGUGCUCUCCGCAUAACCACAGUGUGCUGGUAAGGCUGCAGCGGGGCGCCCGGCUGGGCCAGGGGGAUGCGGCCCCUUGGGCUUUGCUGCUUUGGGGAGGGGGUAGAGGGGUGAGGAAGGCAACGCGAUGUCCCCGAGGAAAUGGGCAGCGAGGCGGGCACGUCCCUGGGAUUGAUCCCUGCAGGGUGGCAUCGCAGCUCCCGCUACGGCACGGCACGGUGCCUCUAGCACCGAACCACGGCUCUGCCAUUCCCGCGUUUAUCCUUGUUAUCUGGGGCGAGAGUUUCGACAGCCGAGGAAUGCCUCUCGGCUUUGAAUUACCCCCGGUAAUCUCAUCUCGCUGCGGUCCUCGCUUCCUGCCUUGGAUCAACAGAGACUGAAUUCCUCUUAAGUGCAAAAUUCAAUGCAAAUUUAACUCUCAGCUUCCCAGCUGGUGCCUCUUCAAGUUAAAACCCCAGGGGCCACAGUCAUCGGGAGGAGCAAACUGGGACCAGUGGGGUCCUUCCCCUCUGCCUGGCCAACCGACCCUGGGGUACUGACAGCCCCGGCUCUCCACGCAGGCAUUUCCCACCUUGCCCUUUCCCGGUUAAACAACUGUCCUUGGAGCGUGGUCCCGGCCUGGGCUGCUCUCCCUUCCUCGCCCCGUUUCCAAAACAAGCCUCCCUCUCCCCCAGGCUGCGGCACAGGAGCUUCCCCACGAAGUAAGAGAGAUAAACCACAGCCCCUUUUCCACUUUGCCUCAGCCCAAGAUUACAGCAGCUUUUUUUUUCUUUUUUUUUUUUUUU
Harpia harpyja (harpy eagle) is the source of this 1457-nucleotide messenger RNA. It is a transcript of the gene RBPMS, whose product is annotated as RNA binding protein, mRNA processing factor. Gene Ontology annotation, molecular function: mRNA binding. Lineage: Eukaryota; Metazoa; Chordata; Aves; Accipitriformes; Accipitridae. The record is from RefSeq and is a predicted model, not a curated record.